Zychaea mexicana is the source of this 1194-nucleotide messenger RNA. Its product is annotated as NADP-dependent oxidoreductase domain-containing protein. The transcript has 10 exons. The coding region runs from base 190 to 1098 and encodes 302 amino acids. The record is from RefSeq and is a predicted model, not a curated record. Gene Ontology annotation, cellular component: cytosol. Gene Ontology annotation, molecular function: aldose reductase (NADPH) activity. NCBI's taxonomy places the organism in Eukaryota, Fungi, Mucoromycota, Mucoromycetes, Mucorales, Lichtheimiaceae.
AGCGAAUACUGACUCUCUCUCUCUCUCUCUCUCUCUCUUCAAAUGGCGUCGCCAUGGAAACAUGAGGUUUUCAAGAGGUUCGUGUAACAUGACCACAAUAUAUGACUGCAAACGCCGGAUUGUCUUUUCCCUCUCUCACUCUCACUCUCUCUCACUCCUACCCUAAACCCCCCCCCACCCCACGAGAAUAUGUCGUCUGGACGUGCCUUUAAACUAAACAACAAUACGAUUAUUCCUGCCGUGGGCCUUGGAACGUGGCAAUCCAAACCCAACGAAGUCUAUGAUGCCGUACGGACGGCAUUGAAAGCAGGAUAUCGCCAUAUCGACACAGCCUACGUUUACCGAAAUGAAAAGGAGGUCGGACAGGCUAUCAAAGACAGUGGCAUUCCACGAGAGGAGCUCUUCAUCACCACCAAGCUCUGGAACACAAGCCAUCGUCCCGAUACGGUGCAGGCCGCUCUUGAACGAUCGCUUGCUAAUCUUCAACUCGAGUACUUGGAUCUCUACUUGAUGCACUGGCCCAUCGCUUUCCAGCCAUCUCCUAGCAACUUCCCGCGCGAUGCUGACAAGAAUAUUUUGCUCGACUCGACUGAUUUUACCGAGACGUAUGCUGCCAUGGAAAAGCUUGUUGGUUCUCGCGUGCGUGCAAUUGGUGUCAGUAACUUUAGUAUUGCUAACCUCGAGAAAUUGGUUCAAACUGCAAAGAUUAUGCCUGCUGUUCUUCAGGUUGAGUUGCAUCCCUAUUUUCCCCAAUGGGGUCUCCUUGCCUUCUGCGAGAAGCAUAACAUUCAUGUCACUGCUUACUCGCCGCUCGGAAGCACCUCCUCGCCUGUGAUGGAAGAGCAGAUUGUUACCGAUAUUGCUAAAAAGCACAAUGUCUCCCCUGCCCAAGUAUUGCUCGCCUGGGGUGUCCAGCGCAAUUGCUCUGUCAUUCCGAAAUCAGUCACGCCUUCUCGUAUUGUUUCAAACUUCCAGGAUGCGAUCCUUACCAAAGACGAUGUUGACCGCUUGAACACUUUGGCAAAGUCUGAACGCGCCAAACGCUUGUUGGAUCCCUCACCUAUUUGGGGUGUAGAUAUUUUCUCUUCCAAGCUAUAGAUGCGCAAAGGACUGUUAGAGAGUACCGGAAUCAAAUGGAUGGACCGAGCAUAUCUUUCUUAGCUAUGUAUUCGCUUAAUGUGUAGUGUAAUAAAU